Molecule: messenger RNA, 2571 nt
Organism: Mytilus trossulus (common blue mussel)
Lineage: Eukaryota; Metazoa; Mollusca; Bivalvia; Mytilida; Mytilidae
Product: glutathione reductase, mitochondrial-like
Exons: 13
Coding region: 59-1450 (463 amino acids)
Biological process (GO): cellular response to oxidative stress; cell redox homeostasis; glutathione metabolic process
Cellular component (GO): cytosol; mitochondrion
Molecular function (GO): glutathione-disulfide reductase (NADPH) activity; flavin adenine dinucleotide binding; NADP binding
Source: RefSeq, a predicted model, not a curated record
GUCGUGAUCCGUUAAGUACUUCCGGGUUAUUAUCUGGAACUUUAAAUUGUUACAACAAAUGAGAUUUUCAUUGAAACUUUUCCAAAUGCCGCCUAUCGCGAAAGCAUUUGAUUUUAUUGUAAUUGGAGGUGGUUCUGGCGGCUUAGCUUGUGCCAGACGUGCUGCAGAAUUCGGCGUUAAAGCUGCCAUUGUCGAAGAGGCUCGAUGGGGAGGCACAUGUGUGAAUGUAGGAUGUGUACCAAAGAAAGUAAUGUUUAAUACAGCAAUGCAUGCAGAGUUUAUUCAUGACCAUAAAGAUUACGGAUUUGAUGUGGACUAUAAAGGAUUUAAUUGGGCCAAAAUAAAAACUACAAGGGAUGCCUACAUCAAGAGACUGAAUGGGAUUUAUGAAUCUAAUCUUGAAAAGUCUAAAGUUGAUAAAAUAGAAGGUCAUGGUAUAUUAACUGAGGAUAGAUGUGUACAGGUUGGAGGACAGAAAUACUCAGCAGAGCAUAUACUGAUAGCUACUGGUGGAAAACCUAUUGUCCCAACAAAUAUCCCAGGUGCAGAGCAUGGCAUUACAAGUGAUGGUUUCUUUGAGUUGGAAACUUUACCAAAGAAGGUGGUAGUUGUUGGAGCAGGUUAUAUUGCAGUUGAAUUAGCUGGGAUAUUCAAUUCUCUGGGAUCAGACACAUCAAUACUUAUCAGGUUUGAUGAGGUACUGAGGGCAUUUGAUCCUACUAUAAGUACAAAUGUUACUGUAAAUAUGGAACAGGGAGGAGUCAAGGUUAUGAGAAGGACACAGGUUCAAUCUGUAACAAAGAGAGAAAAUGGAUUACUUGACCUUGAACUUAAUACGGGUGACAAGAUGACAGAUGUAGACUGUUUGCUGUGGGCAGUUGGAAGAGUUCCACUAUCAGAAGAUAUAGGCUUAGAAAAAUUAGGAAUUAAGAUGGAUAACAAAGGGCAUAUCGUUGUGGAUGAGUUCCAGAAUACUACAGGCAGUAAGAUAUAUGCUCUUGGAGAUGUAUGUGGUAAAGCCUUGCUUACACCAGUUGCCAUAGCAGCAGGUAGAAAAUUAGCUCACCGACUGUUUGAUAACAAAUCAGAUUGGAAGUUAGACUAUACUGAUAUUCCCACAGUUAUAUUCUCACAUCCACCAAGUGCCACAUUGGGUCUAACUCAAGCUGAAGCAGAAGAAAAGUAUGGUAAAGAUAAGAUCAAAGCCUACAAGUCUGAGUUUACACCUAUGUAUUUUGCUGUUACAACAAGGAAAGAAAAGUGCCAUAUGAAAUUGAUUUGUUUGUUACCUGAUGAAAAGGUGAUUGGACUACACAUGGUAGGACAAGGUGUUGAUGAGAUGUUACAAGGGUUCUCUGUAGCUGUCAAGAUGGGUGCCACAAAGGCUCAAUUUGAUUCAGCUGUAGCAAUCCAUCCGACAUCAUCAGAAGAACUUGUCACCAUGAGAUAAUUUAUAUCAUUGUUAAAUACAAAUUAUAUAUAUUUUGUUAGAUGUUUUUUUAUAUUUAUAUUUGAAUGUAUCAGAAAUAGUUCCUUCCCUGAUGACUUCAGAUGGCAUAUUUAUACAAAAACUAUCAACCUGAAAUAUUAAUGUACAUGUUCUGGGGUUUUAAUUGACUACCUCAGAUUUUUCUACGCCAGAUAUUAAGUUAUUGAUUUUUACAAGUAACCCUCCGGACCAAUAUCAUAUAAAUUCUUAGUUUAUCUAUUACCCUAGUUUUUCUUAUUUAGCAACAUUUAUUUGUUCCUGUGUGAAUGUCAUUUGAAAAAAAAUAUCUGCAAUUUUACAUACAUUACAUGCUUUUUGUAUAUUUUUAUAUAACUAGUUAUUUAUUUAUCAUCAAAUCCUUAUGACUGACUUUUGAUCUCAUGUUCUUACAUAUUUAUAUAUUGAAGACAACUUAUUACAGCAUACUUUACCUUUAUAAUAUUGUCAAUUUAAAGGUAAUUAAAAGACAAAUUUUGUUUUAGAUUUCUAGAAAGUAGAUAUUUUCCUUUCUGUUGAGUGCCAUAUGACAAUCUCUAUAUAAGUUAUACGUCUGUAAAAGACAGACUCAGUUUAAUUACACUUGGUUGAAAAUGAUGCACAUUUCUAAGUUAUAAUUACAGUUUCUCUAACUUUUGUGCAAUUUUCACGAUUCAUGAGCAGUGUGACAAAAAUAUUUUUAUCACUAGUAAAAUAUCUGUUCUCAGCAUGUGAUUGGUAGAAAAUUAUAUUAAAUUUUCUUGAUUUGUUCUAAAUUUCCUAUUAUGACAUCACGGAAAAAAAACCGACCAUGCCUGAUGACAUCACAUAUAUAUAUAGAACACAAUUUUCUGUAAAUAUUAAAAAAAAAAGAAGGUAAAAAUCAUUAGAGAAACAGAUCCCACCAUCAUUACUUGUGUAUUAUUACAUUUCUCAAUUCAAGAGUUAAAUUUUAACUAUUUCAAAAGCUCAACAAGUCUCACGCUUUAAAUAUUAAAAUGAAACUGUUGCCAGUGGUGAAACAUUGUAACACAGUUGUUGUAGUGAUGGAAUCUAUAUAUCCUGCAGUUGAUUUUUACGAGAAUAAAAGAAUAUUAUGUUAUAUA